AUGCAUCUAUCCACCUGUGCCAAGCCAAGGCACAGCUCCCCCGUCUCUUCCCGCACGCUAACUCAACCUUUCCGUUAUAUUGACUUCAACGGCCUGCACGUCGUUCAAACUGUGUGCACAUGUUGUAUAACUUUAUGUGAAAGACACCGUUUGGAUAAAUUUGGGAAGCUUGCCAACAUGACUGCAAACAGCACAGCGGAUGUCGACUUCUGCACCCUUGGCAUGUUCAUCAUCGAUGAAAUCGAAUUCCCCCCUCCCAAGCCACCUGUCAAGGAUAUCCUCGGUGGUGCUGGCUCCUACUCGGCACUGGGCGCACGUCUAUUCUCCCCACCUCCGAGAUCCAAAUCGGUGGGGUGGGUCGUGGAUUGCGGCUCCGACUUCCCGGGCGAGCUCAGAGAGACUAUUGCCGCAUGGGAUACUGGCGUAGUGCUCCGCGAGACCCCUGAACGCCUGACGACAAGAGGCUGGAAUGGCUAUGGCGACAAUGAACAUCGAGCUUUUCGAUAUACGACUCCCAAGCUUCGUUUGGAUCACCAUGCUCUGGCCGAUACGCCCCUCCUUUGGUCCAAGUCAUUCCACCUGAUCUGCUCCCCAUUGCGAUGCAUUGAUUUGGUGGUAAACAUUCUUGCUUUGCGCCAAACGGCAAUAUCUGAAGAUCCCCAGCCUCGCCCACUCUUCAUUUGGGAGCCGGUCCCUGACCUGUGCGUACCAGAUGAGUUGGAAAAUUGCCUCAAGGCAUUACCGUUCAUCGACGUCAUCAGUCCAAACAAUUCGGAGCUCGGUGGAUUCUUCGGCGCAAGCACUGACCUAAAAGAUCAUGUCAACCAUCGAAAGAUUGAAGCAUUGUGUCAGGAAUGGUUAGAUAGUGGCAUCGGUCAAAAUGGGAAAGGAGGAGUAGUCGUUCGCGCGGGUAAAGAUGGAUGUUUCCUUGCCUGUCGCGAGUUCCGCAAGUGGCUGCCCGCCUAUCAUCAGUCAGGCGACUCGGUAGUCGACCCUACUGGAGGCGGAAAUGGCUUCCUGGGAGGUUUAGCAAUGGGGCUGGUGAAAGGUGGUGUGAGCAAUCUGGAAGAAGCUGCGGUUUGGGGCUCAGUGUCGGCCAGUUUUGCAAUUGAACAGAUUGGCGUGCCUGUGCUGGGUCGCGACGACAAGGGCGAGACGUGGAACGGCGUGCAUGUCGAAGAUAGAGUGUUACAAUUCAAAGAAAGGCUGGUUACGUAUGUACAGCCAUGA
Molecule: messenger RNA, 1230 nt
Organism: Periconia digitata
Lineage: Eukaryota; Fungi; Ascomycota; Dothideomycetes; Pleosporales; Periconiaceae
Source: the annotation of a GenBank genome assembly